Molecule: messenger RNA, 3164 nt
Organism: Dermacentor andersoni
Lineage: Eukaryota; Metazoa; Arthropoda; Arachnida; Ixodida; Ixodidae
Source: RefSeq, a predicted model, not a curated record
UAUUAAGCAACAGAAGGCUGUAUCGGGAAUUUUUCAUGCUGCCCUGCAAUUUCCUCAUUGAUACUAUUAAUCUAAUCAUAAUAAUAUUUGACGUGUUGAUUAAUUGAUGAAUACUAAUUAUGUAAUUAAGUGGUAGGCAAGAACUUAUCUGAGUAUCUCCAAGCGACGACAAACAACGUUACCUAAGUUCUGUCCAGCUACGUGGCAUUUGAAUGUUUUAAAAGUUGGGCUCAAGUUGCGCGGGACAUCCGGUAUACGCGACGUGCACGGUUCAAAUGAAGGAACUCAUGAUGGUCGCUAGCACGCAGGCGCAUUGGCAGAACAAAAAAAAAAAAAAAACUUGUUUAUGGUCGUGCCACUUCAAUUUGUGGCCGCAGCAAUCUGCGGCUUGGACAGUAUUCGUUAUCUGUUUGUAAAAGGCUCAAAAACCAAUCCCGCGCGCACGCCAUAACCGCAGUGAUCGCGCGGCAUGCGUCAGCUGUCGGCCACCUAUCUGUGCGACGCCAAAACCAGGCAGCGGUAUCGGCCCGUGCUUCUGUACUGCGACAGGGUGCGUAAGCACUAGUGAAAGGCGCAGAACGGUUCACUUGUCGAACAUCGCGUAGAGGUGCAAACACCUUUUAGACACGGCCACCGCCUCCGGCCACGGCAUGGACCACAGCGUACCCGCCGCUCUGGAAGAGCUGGAUCCCGAUGAACUAGAUCUUCGCUUCCCGGGUUUAGACGUAAACGUUCCUUGCACCGCUGACGCCGGUGCCGACGACGAGGGCCGCAUUCCAGAGUCCAGCUGUCACCUUCUGGAACAGCUGUCCGCCUGGAAUCGCUUCCUCUGGCACGUCGGCUUGCAGCUGCGAGAACUCCGGGCACCCGGAAAACUGUCCCUGGUGCGGGUGGUCCACAUGAGCGGCGGCGGUGGCCUCCGGCAAACAGAAUGCCGUCGCGACGCGCGGCUUCUCUUCCAGGUCCUCUUGCAGCGGCACCGUUGCGUCGUGAGCGUUGAGCUCGACGAAGCCAUGUGCGAGGGCAGCGGGCUCGGCGAGUACCGAGAACGGGUGGUCUCGGCGCUUCAGCGAAGCACGAGCCUGCAGGCGUUGACCUUCGACAUCCUCUUUUGCGACUGCAGAUGGAUUCGAGAGGAGAUGUUCGGUGCAAUAGCCAAGCUGACGAACCUGCAAGAACUCGUUGUCUCGGGCACCGGCGCAGCACCCCCGGUCCUGCUAGACGCGAUCUGUACGCUCCUGCUGGACACGACGAGUCUCGCCACCCUCUCGAUGUUGCGACUCGUUUUCGACGCCGAGGACAGGUGGCGCCUCGUCGACGCCCUCACGAGCAACGUCACCGUCGAGAACCUGUCCCUGCACGGCAGCAUCGUGCACUCUUAUCUCCCGAACGGAAGGUCCAGGUUCUCCAUUUUCCUGGUCGAAAGCAUUCGGCUGAGAUCUCUGAGCCUGCAAGGCGACAAAUCGGAUCCUGCCAAAACGUUCGAAUACCUAAUGCGCACGAUCCCGCCGCUCGUGGUUCGCGGCAUCCUCCGUAAGCUCAAACUUUCCGGCUUCCUCCUAAACGCCGACUGCGCGAGCCUGCUCGCCGUACUCGUGGCUCGGAAGGAAGGGCUCCUCGAACACCUUGACAUCGGCCGCUGCCGCUGGAGAGCGGAGCCGUCGCCUCGGUCUCCGAUCGACGCCGAAACGAUGGACUGCGAAAAAGCGGGCCCCUCCUCCUCGACACCUGUCUCUUCCUGGCACGACGUGUUCAACGACGCCGCGCGUGUCCCACUCUCGUUUCUCCGGCUCAGCUUCGCGGGACUCGAGCCGGAGAACCUCGCACCUCUCUUCAACACUGCCGCCACGGUCGAGUUUCUCGGUACCAUCUCGCUCAGAGACGUGGCGCUUGGCCAACUGAAGGAGGUGUGCAGAGUCGUCCGGGAAACCGGCAUGGGCGACCGAGUCCGCAUAGAAGGCGUGCACCUCGUCGACUCCGCAUCGCUAAGUAUGCUCAAAGAGUUUCCGGAAGCGUUGCGUCACGUGGUCAUCACUUCACUCAGCGAGCCGAGACUGGAGGUGUUUCAAAACACGGUCCGCCUAGCGUGCAGCUGGUACCAGCUGACUGCGCUCCACCUCCUCCUGACGCAGAAAGUCGUCCGCCACGCCGCCACCAUGCGCCUGUUGAGCAAGUACGUGAGCUUUGCCACUGCGCUGAGAGAGUUCGUGCUGACAGGUUGUCAGCGGCCAGACCUCAGUCUUUGUCUUCGAGCAACGAGGAGGCCUCACAGCGCUCUUCUCGAAGCCAUCUGCGAGAACGUGGGCAUCCAAGCGCUUCGAAUCGAAAGGCUCCGUCUGGGCACGGCCGACAUGCGCUUCCUGGCCAAACAGGUUGUUGCCAGCGAGACGCUGUGCGAAGUCUACUUCGCGUCCUCGGACGAACUCGAGAACGAAGAGUUCGUUGACUUCAUCGCGGCAGACCUCUGCGAGAACAGCACCAUCUUGCGUUUGCGAGUGUUGGAAUCUGCGGACGGAGAACCGCAGGAAGGGAGGUUCGCGGUCGAAGACGUUCUCGGUCGCAACAUGGGAUACGUCACGUGCGCGGCGCAUUUCGUCGUCUUCGACACUCACUUGAGCCGCUGUGAGGAAGCCUAUGUGGCCGCCUUCUGCAGUCCAGCCGUGGUCGAGAAAGUCCAGGACCUCGCGUACGUGGACGCUGCCGAGGCGACGCGCAUGAUUCGAAGCAUUCUGGAAUAGUCACAAACCGUGUGAAGAAAUUUCAUGGGUGUUUUUAGCAAGAGCCGCGAGUAGUAAGACAAAAAAGGAUACCGAUGUUCUCUGCUGCUAUACGUUGAAACGUCAUUUCCAUCAUUACUUGUCUAAGUCCUCGUCGGUGCAUUGGCACUAUCCUCGAGUGGUUGGUUGUGUGUUGCCCGCUCUGGCCUGAGACGCUCAGAACAUCGGUACUCUUCGGUAAUGCGAACGCUGCGUUACUACGAAGACAAGUGCCUUGAAUUUGCCAUCAGUAUUAUAUUUUAGUCUCGUAUGUAUCUGUCUUUUUUAAUCACUGUUGCUCAUGUUCAUCGGUAUUAGCGGUUCGCCUAUUCUUCAUUUUAGCUUUGACCAUGUCUCGGAUUAAAAAAAAAAUAUCCUUGAAAUAAAUGCACUGAGUGCUCUUAUUAA